This is a messenger RNA of Erpetoichthys calabaricus (reedfish), 821 nucleotides long. Its product is annotated as zinc finger BED domain-containing protein 5-like. The coding region runs from base 54 to 821 and encodes 255 amino acids. The record is from RefSeq and is a predicted model, not a curated record. The transcript is spliced from 2 exons. Lineage: Eukaryota; Metazoa; Chordata; Cladistia; Polypteriformes; Polypteridae.
GAGGACUUAAGUGGCAAAACUGCAUAAGUGUUUGCACUGAUGGAGCAGCCGCCAUGUUCGGGGGCACCAAAGGAUUUGUAAGCAGAGUGAAAGAGCAACUUCCAGAUGCUAUUGCAACGCAUUGUUUUCUGCACCGUGAGGCACUUGUUGCCAAGACACUACCAGCAGACCUAGCUCCUGUAUUGGACGAUGUUGUGCGCAUGAUAAACUUUGCGAAGACAAGACCUGUAAAAAGUCGCAUUUUUGCAUCAUUGUGUGAGGAAAUGGGAGCGGAGCAUAAAGUGCUAUUGCUGCAUAUGGAGGUCCGGUGGUUGUCCCGUGGCAAAGUUUUAGCCCGUGUGUUUUUGACAAAUGAGAGGUGUGAUGACGCUAAGUUGCUUUCAAGUGAUGAGUGGUGUGCAAGACUAGCAUAUCUGGCGGAUAUAUUUCAACAUUUCAAUGACCUGAACACACAGAUGCAAGGCCAAAAUGAAAACCUGCUCACAAGAGCAGAUAAAAUAAAUGGAUUUCCUUCAAAGGUGCAGAUCUGGCACCAACACGUGGAAAGUGCCAACCUUCACAUGUUCCCACACAUCCGGAAAUGGAACCCAUAUAGCUCAACCACAGCUGGAAAGGACAUGACUUUGCAGGAGCAGGAGGAAAUAACUGUACUGAAAGAAAAUCGUGUUUUAAAGCUGAGCUUUGCUGAUCUACCUUUGGACAGUUUUUGGCUGACUGCUACCAAGGAGUUCCCCAUUCUGGCAAGCAGAGCUAUUUCAGCCCUGCUCCCAUUUUCCACAACCUACCUUUGGCUUUUCAAGCAUGACUGCUAUGAAAACUAA